AUGGCAGAGCAGGGGAACACAGAGGACGCGCGAAGACACACCGCGGGGGGAAAGACCGUGCCGAGCAACGACACUCGGAGACGCCCCUCGAGGACAGCAGACGGCGCCACCUUCCAGAAACAGCAGUACUAUAACUCGAACAGCAAGUUUGCCUGGCCAGGGUACUAUGUCCCGCAGAUGUACUACGUCCCACCGGCGGGCGUGUCAGGGGAACUUAGCCCGAGUCCGCCCAGGGAGAUACGCGGGGACCCGCCCGUACAGCGGAGAGCCGCGACGAAGAUUGAGAUCACGACUAAGUCAGGGCAGAAACUCGAUUUGAAGGAGCUGGGCCACCAUCACCAGCACCAGCACGCGCACCGCGAGGAAGGUCCCGUGGGUGAAGUGACAUCGACUGCCGCGUCGGUGUCCGCGUCGGAGUCCCCAGAGAAGAGCAGGAGUCCAGAGAAAGUCGCUGCGCUUAAAGCGCAGGAACCCGCGACGGUGCCCGAGACAGCGGCGACGACGACAGAGGGUAGCAACGGGCUGUCGCAAGCUGAAUUGAACAAGAGGAAUUUUUUGGAGCAGGUGAGAUUGCGGAAACUGAUGUUGGAUAAGAAGAAGGGUAUCUUGGAGAAACCUAAAGUUGUGCCAGCUGCAACUACAGAGGAUAAACUGGGGAAACCGGAUACACAGCAGAAGGCGAACGGCGGUGCACAUGUACAGACAGUGGAGGAAAUUGUCGCGGCGAAGCGUACUGUUCAGGAGGGAUCUACAAACGGUGUACAAAACAAGGCUGCUACCCCAGGGGAGCAGACUGACGAUGUAGGAACUGCACACACAGAACCGAAAGAGCAAAUACUUACAAACACACCACAAAACGAGAAACUGAAACCUGAGGUCCAGGAAACUGCGAAGAUUCUUCCAGACGAGCAAAACCAGGCGGAAAACCUUGAUGUUCAAGAGACUUCAAGAAUUGCCAGAGACGAAGGGGUAACCGCAAAGAGCUCUCCAGAUCAACAAGACCAGGUAGAGGAACACGAGGUUCAAGAGACUGCAAAGAUUUCCCCUGAACAGCAGGAAACUACGAAGAAUCCUUCAGACGAACAAGACCAAGAAGAGAAGCUUGAGCCUAAAGAAAAUACAAUGAUUUCUCCAGACGAGCAGAAAACCUCAAGGACUCCUCCAGACGAACAGAAUGGAGUUUACGAAAAAUUAGACACUGCAAACACUGCAAAUCCUGCUGAACAAAAACCUGUACAGGAUGACGCUGGCGAGAAAUCCGAACAGACUGUCCCAUCGACAGAUGAAUCCGGAACGGUCAACGUUAAGAAAGUUGCUUUUGAGAAAACGGUGGAUGAACAAGAGACAAGCGCAAGCAACGAGAACAAACUCGCAUCGUUCAAUGUGACCCAGUUUCUUGACAAAUUAAACUCUACCCCAAAGAUCGAAGACAUUUUCAAGUUCCCAUACCCAAGUACAGUAGUACAACCAGAAACUCGCUACAAGUUGGACCAUAUCAAGUACGCGUACGGACCCUUGUUCUUGCUUCAAUUCAAGGAACCCAUUCGUAAAAUAAGAGCAGACUCGGAAUGGCUUCGUGACGCGCAGCAGAAAAUUGUGAUUACUCCAGCAAUGAAAAAAUCCUCCUCCAAUAGACAAGGGGGCGGCGGUGGCGGUGGCGGCGGCGGUUCGAGUAACCGGAAUAGUGGAUUCGGGUCUCGUUCUGCAUCCAGGAAGUUUGAUGAUAGAAAAUCAGGGAGGACGAGCUACACACCAAGGAGAGAAAGAAUGGAAAACGCUACACUGGGCAGGAACUCCAUGCGACAGAGAGAACCUCCAAAACCAGUUGAACCAGUCGCACCGCUGGUUCCAAGUGCCAACAGAUGGGUUCCAAAAUUCAAAGCGCAGAAGUCAGAAAAGAAACUGGCACCUGAUGGCGUAACGGAACUGCUUGACCAAGAGGAGAUAACGAGGAAAAUGAAAUCACUGCUGAACAAACUAACUUUGGAGAAAUUCGAUCCAAUUUCAAAAGAUAUCUUAGCCAUUGCGGAUCAAUCGCAAUGGGAAACUAACGGGGAGUCGCUGAGAAACGUGAUAGAGCAAAUUUAUUUGAAGGCAUGUGACGAAUCGUACUGGUCCUCCAUGUAUGCACAACUUUGUGGUAAAAUCGUUAAGGACUUGAGUCCAGAGAUGAGCGACGAAAAUUUCCCAGCAAAGACGGGGCCUAAAUUGGUAUUACACUACCUUGUGGUUCGGUGCCACGAGGAGUUUGAAAAGGGCUGGACCGAUAAAUUACCAACAAACCCUGACGGAUCCCCACUAGAACCGGAGAUGAUGUCCGAUGAAUAUUACGCUGCAAUGGCUGCAAAGAGAAGAGGUCUUGGUUUAUUAAGAUUCAUUGGCUACCUGUACAGACUGAACCUAUUGACUGGGAAAAUGAUGUUUGAAUGUUUCAGGAGACUAAUGAAAGAUCUGAAUGACAUCCCAUCUGAGGAUAUCUUGGAGUCUGUGGUUGAGCUUUUGACUACUGUUGGGAAACAAUUCGAACAUGACAGUUUCAGUACUGGCCGCGGAUCUUUAUCUGGCUCGGUACUAUUUGAUAAACUUUUUCAACAACUACAAGCUGUCAUCGAUGAAGGGAAAAUUUCAAGUAGGAUUAAGUUCAAGAUCAUUGAUGUGAUGGAACUGCGGGAUGACAAGAAUUGGCAUAGCGAAAAGGCUAAUCAAGGACCAAAAACUAUCAAACAAAUCCAUGACGAAGAAGAGAAGAUCCGUGCGUCGAAGGAGAAUUCGAGGGGAGGUUCAAGACGAGGAGGUAGUGGUUUUGGGAGCAAACAUGGGGGAAGUAGAAGAGAUAACUUUGGCAGUGGUAAGAGAGAUUUCUCUUCCAGAGACAGUAAUCCAUCAUCGUUCCAUUCUAGUAAAAAUCCUUUCCAAAGCAACAACAAGCCACCUCGAGGACGUUCUGCCAACAAUAUGUUUGAUGCACUAAGAGGUGCUGGCGAUAAUUAG
Molecule: messenger RNA, 2991 nt
Organism: Huiozyma naganishii CBS 8797
Lineage: Eukaryota; Fungi; Ascomycota; Saccharomycetes; Saccharomycetales; Saccharomycetaceae
Product: translation initiation factor eIF4G
Exons: 1
Coding region: 1-2991 (996 amino acids)
Cellular component (GO): eukaryotic translation initiation factor 4F complex
Molecular function (GO): protein binding; mRNA binding; translation initiation factor activity
Source: RefSeq, a predicted model, not a curated record